Neoarthrinium moseri is the source of this 1278-nucleotide messenger RNA. RefSeq lists its product as uncharacterized. The record is from RefSeq and is a predicted model, not a curated record. Gene Ontology annotation, cellular component: fungal-type vacuole membrane. Gene Ontology annotation, biological process: transmembrane transport. The transcript has 5 exons. Gene Ontology annotation, molecular function: transmembrane transporter activity. Bases 1 to 1278 code for a protein of 425 amino acids. Lineage: Eukaryota; Fungi; Ascomycota; Sordariomycetes; Amphisphaeriales; Apiosporaceae.
AUGGAGGGCAAAAGUAGAACAAGCAAUGCUGUUGAUGGUAGGUAUUCCAUCCCAAAGGAGGACGGGUCGACACAACCAGCAGUCAUCAACGUCAACGAACAAAAGCAAGAUGCAGCAGGAGAGCUCCAAAUGGAUCAUGGUCUCCGGGCGUGGCUGCAGGUACUUGGCUGCUGGAUUUUGUUCGCCAAUACAUGGGGCUUGUCCAACUCGUUUGGUGUAUUCCAGGCCUACUAUACGACGACGCUGCUACCAGAUACUAGUCCUUCAGCUGUUGCUUGGAUCGGAUCUAUACAGAUAUUCUUGAUGAUGCUCAUCGGCGUAUGCGCAGGCUGGCUCCUCGAUGCCGGCUACCUGCAAUUUAUCUUGAUAUGCGGAACAGCAUUGACGUCCUUGGGACUAUUUAUGCUCAGCUUGUGUACGCAAUACUGGCAGAUCCUAUUGGCGCAGGCGUUCUGCGUUGGGACGGGGAGCGGGCUUCUCGGCUUGACAUCCGUGGCUGUUAUUCCUCUAUAUUUCCAAAAGAAACGGAUGGUGGCAACGGGCAUUGCUGCCACGGGCAGCAGUCUAGCUGGCAUCGUAUAUCCCAUAAUGGAGCGUCGACUUAUAGUUUCCAUCGGUUUUCCUUGGGCUGUCCGCAUCUUUGCCUUUGUUGUCACCACCCUCUUACUGAUAUGUCUGGCCAUCAUGCGUCUGAGACCCAAUCUGAAGCGCCGUGGCGCUCUGUUUCGCCUCAAGCACUUCCGUGACACGCCUUACGUGGCAUUCUGCAUCGCCUUUGCACUCAUGAUUGGUUCCGUCUAUGUGCCAUUUUUCUUCGUUGAUGCAUAUGCCAUUCGUCUAGGCGUGGAUCCCGAUACUUCUUUCUACGUACUAAGCAUGAUGAAUGCAGCUAGCUUGUUCGGCCGUCUCGUGCCAAACUGGCUGGCAGAUAAGUUCGCCCAUGACCUUCCCGGCCUCAUCAUUGUAUCGAUUGUGUAUGGCUUCGUGUCAGGCGGCAUGGUGUCACUGCCACCUGCUACGAUUGCAAAUCUAACAGAGGAACUCUCCGAAUACGGUACGCGAAUGGGUAUGGGGUACACGAUUGCCAGCAUAGGAGCUCUGAUUGGUAACCCCAUCGGUGGCGCGGCGCAGAAAUUUCAAGGAGACUCGACCGCAGCUGGGCAAGGAGACUUUCAGGGCACUUGGAUCUUUGCUGGAGGUUUCAUGUUAGCGGCAGUCACUGCUAUGGCAAUUUCCAAGAACCUGAAGUUCGGAUCGGUGUUGAGGGGGAAGUGCUAA